Messenger RNA from Prorocentrum cordatum, 3381 nucleotides. Lineage: Eukaryota; Dinophyceae; Prorocentrales; Prorocentraceae. The record is from the annotation of a GenBank genome assembly.
AUGCGAGGCUUUCCAGGCCCUGCCCCCGGGAGGCGCUGGGCACUGGGGCUGCUCGCCGCCGCCAGCGCCCUCGGCCUGGGGCGUGCGGCCGGCGCCCCGCGCGGCGGCUCUUUGAGCCUGCAGGCGAGGCUGAACCGCACCUACGCCACGCUGCCGCGCGGCAGGGGGGGCCUGCCUGGAGCGAGUGCCGUGCGCUACCUGGCGCGCCGCUACCUCCGGGCGGAGCACGGCUGGGUGGCGAAGGGCCUCGACCUGGAGCCGCUGGCUGCGGGGGUCAACGCCAGCGCGCUGGCCGCGAGGCGGGCCUCUGCUGUGCUGCGGGUUCCCAGGGGGCUGCCGGUGGAGGGGAAGGACGCUCUGCGCGCCGUGCUGGAGGAGGAGCCCGAGCGGGGCUUCUCCCUGGAGGAGGCGGCGGGCUUCGUUGGGGCCCUGGAGCACGCGCUGGUGGACUCCUGCGUCACCACGCUGCGGCGCGCGAUGAGGGUGGCGGCGGACAUUCGGGGCAAGGGCGGCGAGUCGCUGCAGAGCGUGCUAUAUGUCUACGGGGUGCUGACGAGGGGCGGCAGGGAGCUGGAGUCGAAGCUCGCGCGCCUCCAAGACAAAGAGGAAGUGCGGGCGCGACUUGCUCGAAGUGUCCGGUCCUUUGACAAGGAGUUUGAGGAGAUGCUGGAGACCACGGUGUUCAAGGUGUCGAAGUAUCUCACUGGCAAGCCAGGCACAAUCUUCGAGAAGGCGCUGAAAGGCGCCCGGAUGCUGCAAAUGCAGUUUGCCCACUUCGUGGCCAAGCAGUGCGGCGUGUUUCGGUCCACGCUGUCGAAGCAGGACACGCUGGGGAGCGGCCAGUUGCGCUUGGCCGGCGCCUGGGGGACGUCUGUGCACAGGUGGGCGCUGGUGGAGACGCCCGAGUUCUUGAGCAGCCUGGGCGUCCUCGUAAAGAAGGGGGUGUACGGCGGAGGCCCUGGGCUCCUCAUCCCGAACUACAUCUCCUCCAUGAGCGGCUGCACGGAGCCCGCGCACCGCCACUUCGUCUACUGCUGCCCCGACGAGUGCGAGGAGGAGGUCAUCCCCAGGAUCGAAGUCCGCGCCGACGGCCCCCGCGUUGCAGCGGAGAGCGUGUGGGCGGCGGUCCGGCCGCUGCUGAAGAGCCCGCCGCGCACGCGGGCUGCCAGGGAGGCCCUCCGCUCCGAGCUGGGCGCCCUCGGUCGGGGGCCCAACGACACGACCGUUGCCGUGCACGGGCGGCCCCUGGCGCGCUGGCUGCACAGAGCCUUCCCGGACAAGUGCAGGAUGCCCGUGGCAGGGCCGCCGCUCGUGGUGGACCCUGCGCUGCUGCCCAACACCGCGGAGGCGGCGGGCGUGUGGGUGGCUGUCAGCUCCGACGAGGUGCUGGGGAUCAAGAACCACCUGAACACGCGGUGGGGCGCUGACAGGAUGGGCAGCGAGCCUGCCUCCUUCGCCUGGCGGAGCCGCUGGACCCUGCACGAGGAGUUCGUGCUGAUCAGCAGGCUCCUGAAGGAGAGGAGGGACCUGAGGGGCCCAGAUCACGACAACGACGACGAGGACCUGCGGGACCUGCAGGUGGCCGAGGCGCUCGAGGACGCCCUGAACAUGCGAAUCCUGGCCGCCACCGCCGAGACUGGCUCCGUGGGGAGCAACCCAGCGUACCAUCUGCUCGCCGCAGCCGCGGCAGUGGGCGGCUCCCCGGUGUUCGCUUUCGGUCUACACGCCGUGCUGCGUGUCGUGGGUGUCGCCGCGAGUGUCGUCAUGCUGCCCGUGGUUGCAGGGCUCGUCAGCACACUGUCGCCAGUGCUGUCGGCCUUGGCGGCCAUGUGGGCGGCGUUGCGACGGGUAGGCUCCGCGCUCGUGGGCAUCCUGUGCCGACGCACCGCCGCAAAGGCCGAUCCGAAGCUGCGCCAAGCGAGGCCAGGACCCUUCGCCAAGGCGCGGGAGGCCGCGCAGCAUAGGCCCCAGCCCCAGGAGCCGACACCGCCGCAGGCGGCGACGCACCCAGAGCGGCAGGCGAUAAAGCCCUCGCAGGCGCCCACGGCACCGCCACUGCCGCCAGAGUCGAGCGAGCUGCAGAGGAGCCGCCCGGACGACUGGGCCUCGCCGCCCGCUCCGGAGGCCGCCGUGGUGGCGCCCCCAGAGCCCCAUCCGGAGCCCGCCGCCACCGAUCCGGUGCCGCAGGCCCUGGAGCCGCCAGCCCCAGCGGCCGCGGGGACGAGGGGCACGGCGAUCCUGAAGUCGGCAUCAAGCUGGGCCGACAUGCACGACAACGACGAUGAGCCCCCGUGCCCGUCGAUCUGGGCGGCGGCCGAUCUGGCGGGCCCGCCCGAGCGGCCCCGGGGCCUGCAGCUGGUGAGCGCGCUCGUGGGAGGAAAGUCGUCCACCCCAAGAGCGCCGCAGCCGGCGGCGAAGCUAGCGCCCUCGGCGGCGCCGGCCCGCGCGCAGCCGACAGCCGCGCCGCCCGCGGGCGCAUGCGCGCACGGCGUACCGCCCACGGCGCCACCAAGCCAGCCGCCCACCAGGGGCCUCGCCCUCGUGAAGGGCCUCUUGGGGAGCAGGCCUCAGCAUGCCCCCGAGCCGCCAGGCGGGCUGGCGCCUGCUGCGGCCCAGGCUGCGCCGGCCACGGCCCCUCCAAGGAGCACGCCGUCGCUGCGGGUGCCCCCCGCACCUGCUGCCACGGGCGCGAGGCGGUGGCAGGAGCCCCGGGUGGCCGCGGGCGGCGCCGAAGCCCCAGCUCCAGCGGCGGUGCACGGCGUACCCGCGUACAGAGGGUCUGUCGGCGGCCGCGCGCUGCCAGUCGCGCCCUCGGGCCCCGCUCCAGCGGCGCUGGCCCGGGGACGCACGGAGGCCCACGGCAACGGUGGGGCCGACCGAGGAGCAGGCCACGGUGCUGGAGGCAAGGAGGGCGGACGGGGCAGCACCGCGCCGAGGGAGGCAGCCGCCACGGCCGGGGAGGCGAGGGCCUCUGGCGGCGACCCCCCGGAGGACGAGGACAAGCACCCAUCUCGCCCCCUGGACGCCUGGUUUCGACGGCGCGUGUUCGAGCUGAGAGUCAUGGUGAGCAUGGGCACCACGGACCUGCUGGGGGUGCUGGAGGCGCUGACGGACGAGCAGCUGGCGCCGCCGUAUGCCGAGGCCAAGAUGUGGCUGGGGCUGGACGAGGGGGAGCCGCUGCCGGAGGCGCUGGAGGGGCUGGUGUCCGAGUUCCUGGCGCGUCGUCGGGAGCUGCGGGGAGUCGGCGCGGAGAGCGUCUGCGCGCCUGGCCGCGCCAGCGCCGGCUCUGAGGGGAGCCCAGGCAAAAGCGGUGAGCACCCGCAGCGGAAGCCGAAGGGCGGCUCGGCGUGCCGCUGGGUUCCCAAGCAGAGCCAGGCCUGA